AUGUCCUUCAUAUCGUAUGAUGAGUCCGAGGGAUCCAAGUUCCUCAGGAAGGCCAAGGAGAAUAGUGUUGUGUCCACAGGGAUGGCUGGGUUCUUUGCCAUUGUGGCCCACAGGCUGUAUAAGAUGAAGCACAGAGGCAGUAUGAAGAUGUUGGUGCACCUAAUCCACAUGCGUGUGGCAGCGCAGGGCUUCUUGGUGGGAGCCAUGACCUUAGGUGUGGUGUACUCCAUGUAUAAGGAGUAUGUUCUGGAGCCGGCUGAAGCCCAGAGAGCACUGGAACAGAAAGCGCACGAGAACAACUGAUCACAGCAACGGCACCAAGACUGACUUUACUUUAAUUCAGUUUUAGUUUUGCACC
Neoarius graeffei (lesser salmon catfish) is the source of this 358-nucleotide messenger RNA. RefSeq names its product HIG1 domain family member 1A, mitochondrial-like. The coding region runs from base 1 to 303 and encodes 100 amino acids. Gene Ontology annotation, cellular component: mitochondrion. NCBI's taxonomy places the organism in Eukaryota, Metazoa, Chordata, Actinopteri, Siluriformes, Ariidae. The record is from RefSeq and is a predicted model, not a curated record. Gene Ontology annotation, biological process: mitochondrial respirasome assembly. The transcript is spliced from 3 exons.